This is a messenger RNA of Dermacentor silvarum, 724 nucleotides long. Its product is annotated as zinc finger protein 771. The transcript is spliced from 2 exons. NCBI's taxonomy places the organism in Eukaryota, Metazoa, Arthropoda, Arachnida, Ixodida, Ixodidae. The record is from RefSeq and is a predicted model, not a curated record. Gene Ontology annotation, molecular function: DNA-binding transcription factor activity, RNA polymerase II-specific; RNA polymerase II cis-regulatory region sequence-specific DNA binding. Gene Ontology annotation, cellular component: PcG protein complex; transcription regulator complex. Bases 95 to 571 code for a protein of 158 amino acids. Gene Ontology annotation, biological process: regulation of transcription by RNA polymerase II.
UUCCUGACCAGCCCGGGCGACUUCCCAUUGCCAGCCGUACGCGGUGGCGCAAGCGGACGCGCAAGGAAAAGCCCCGCAGUACCCGCAGCUCGCAAUGCCCGGUGCCGACCGCCUGCGUUGCCAGCAAUGCGGCGAGGUGUUCCAGCGGCGCCAGGACCUGUCGGCGCACCGGCGCUUGCAGCACCCGGCCAGCAGCAGCGAUGGCGGUGGACGCUUCGAGUGCAGCUUCUGCGGAGCCACGUUCUCGCAGCGGGGCCACCUGAGCAAGCACCGGCUCACGCACACGGGCGAGCGACCGUACGCCUGCCCCGUCUGCCAGCGCCGGUUCACCCAGAAGACUCACAUGGUCGAGCACAUACGCAUACACACGGGGGAGAGACCGUACAGGUGCGAGGAGUGCCAGGCGACGUUCACUCAGAAGACGCACCUGGUGGGCCACCUGCGAACGCAUACUGGCGAGCGGCCCUUCAAGUGCUCCGACUGCAGCAAGGCCUUCUCGACCAGCAGCUCCCUCAGCAGGCACCGCUUCGUCUCACACUGCCGCCAACGGCCCGAGGAAGAACCGAAGUGACCUGCCCUGGGAACGUGCUCCCCCCUACCCCAUCGUGCGGCGUGCACACAGCUGCUAGCGCCACCUAUGCGUGUGCGUUUGCUUAACCGUGGUGUACGCGCCUUCGCGAAAUGGCCGCUUUACAGGUCAGUGCGUAUAGGGCAUUCCGUUGGA